Molecule: messenger RNA, 2205 nt
Organism: Carassius carassius (crucian carp)
Lineage: Eukaryota; Metazoa; Chordata; Actinopteri; Cypriniformes; Cyprinidae
Gene: tspan33a
Product: tetraspanin 33a
Exons: 8
Coding region: 323-1156 (277 amino acids)
Cellular component (GO): membrane
Source: RefSeq, a predicted model, not a curated record
UCUCUCACAGGUGACUUGCAUAGUGGAAAAGAAGAAAGUAAACGCCCACUGGUGCUUCUAGCUUUCAUGCGAUGGGUGUUCGGCUUUCUCUGAGUUCACUGACUGGUAAUCAGGAAAUGCCUGUUAAGACACAAGCCCAGAUUCAGUGCGACAGACUGUGAUUUUAGUCGCUCGAGGGUGUUCAAUGAUCAGGAAGAGACUGGACGAGACGUUUUAGAAAGAGCCGAGCGAAUGAUUUAAUUCUGCAGUAUGAAUAUCUAGAUUGAUAAUGUUAGGUGAGGGCUGAAGGUUUGUAGGUGAGAGACAUCACACACCUUCGAUCAUGCCAAAAACGAAAAGCGACGAGGAGUUUACUUUCGUCAGUCCAGUGGUGAAAUAUUUACUUUUCUUCUUCAACAUGAUAUUUUGGAUAAUCGCACUGAUCCUGAUAUCUAUUGGAGUUUAUUCCAGGACGGUUAAACAUGAGACAGCGCUGGCCUGUCUGACGGUGGAUCCUGCUCUAUUACUGAUGAUAGUGGGCAUUAUCAUGUUCUUCAUCACAUUCUGCGGCUGUGUGGGUUCUCUGAGGGAAAACAUAUGCUUACUGCAGACGUUCUGCAUCAUCCUAACUAUCAUCUUUCUGCUGCAGCUAGUGGCUGGUGUUCUGGGUUUUUUCUUCUCAGACAAGGCACGUGGAAAAGUAACAGAUAUGAUCGACAACGCCAUCGAGCAUUACAGGGAUGAUAUAGAUCUUCAGAACUUCAUCGACUAUGGACAAAAACAGUUUAACUGCUGUGGUGGAAUCUCCUACAUGGAUUGGUCUCAGAACAUGUACUUCAAUUGUUCAAAAGAGAACCCGAGCAGAGAGCGCUGUUCUGUGCCCUUCUCCUGCUGUCUGCUCUCCAAAGAGGAGAAUGUUAUAAAUACCAUGUGUGGUCAUGGGGUGCAGCAGCUAAAAUAUCUUGAAGCUAGUGCCUUCAUUAACACCAAUGGCUGCAUUGAUAAACUGGUGAACUGGAUCCACAGUAACCUGUUUCUGUUGGGGGGUAUCGCACUGGGCCUGGCCAUCCCACAGUUGGUUGGGAUUCUCCUCUCUCAGAUUCUUAUUAAUCAAAUCCAGGAUCAGAUUAAACUACAGAAUUACAGCCAACAACAUCGCUCAGACCCCUGGAGCUGAAACAGUCGAGAAAAAACAUUAAAUGCAUUUUUAUAGAAAGCUUAGGAACUCAUUGCUGCCUGAAGUGACUGACAUGGACUGGAUUCUGAAUAAGGAGAACUGGGCUUAAAGGGAUAGUUCACCCAAAAAUGAAAAUUCUGUCAUCAUUUACUCACCCUCAUGUCAUUCCGAACCUCUCCAUAGUAGGAAAAAAAAAAUACUAUGGAAGUCAAUGGCAACCACCAACUGUUUGAUUACCAGCCAUCUUCAAAAUGUCUUCUUUUAUUUUCAACAUAAGAAACCAACUCAUACAGGUUUGGAACAACAUCAAGGAGAGUAAAUGAUGACAGAAUUUUCAUUUUUGGGUGAACUAUCCCUUUAAGAACAGGCAACCAAGACACAUUUUCAUAUGCAAGGUCAAUUGUAUGAUAUUUUGGGAUAGUGUAAAAGACAAGCUAAAGAUCAAGAGGUCAAUAAAACUAUUUUGUAAUAUUUUAUGAACACAAAAUAUUUUUAAGGUUUGUGAUCCUAGCAAAGGACGGUGUAAACUUACUGAUUUCCAGUUUGGACAUUUUUUAAAACAAACUUGUAUUGGUAGAUAUUAUGAACAUUGAAGAUCUAUAUAGAAAUGAAAGUAUUUUUAUUCACAAUUAUAUUUUGAUUAAUAAUUCACUUUAACAAGUCUGUACAGUCAUAUGUCCUUCUUAAUUUCCAUGUUAUUUAAGUAUUGUUUCAAGUAAUUUAUUUUUAAAAUGCACAAAACAUUUAAAGGUUAUAUUAUAAAAUAGCUCACUAACCAAAUCACUCCAUGCCAUUUGGCUGUGAUCUUUCUGGAAGGACUAAAUAUGGCCAUAAAAAAACCUGCUUAUAGUCUGAACAAACACAACAUGCUUGAGUUGCCAGAGAUUCAAGUGUUUACUUUACUUUUGAUACGCAGACAGUGGUGAGUGUCAUCCUUCUGUUUGUACAAAAUCCUGUUCAGAGUGGAUCUCAAUCGAUACACACAAUAAUGGAUGUUACUGUUUCAGUGGUGUUCUUUUUAUUAUUUCUUUUUAUAUAAAAAAUUAAAU